AUGCUUGACUACCUCUCCCUUAUCUUUGUCGUUGCCGUCAAAGUUUUCAAAAAAACCACCCCCAAUGGAAAAGUUACGGUUUACCUUGGCAAGCGUGACUUCAUUGAUCACAUUGACUACUGCGACCCAAUCGAUGGAGUAGUGGUCGUUGACACCGACUACCUGAAAGGAAGGAAAGUUUACAGCCAGCUCGUGACCACUUACCGCUAUGGUAGGGAGGAAGAUGAGGUCAUGGGAGUCAAAUUCUCCAAGGAGAUGGUCGUUGGUACGGAACAAGUCGUCCCAAUGGUUAACGCUAAAAUGGAACUUACACCAGUCCAGGAGAAGCUUCUGAAGAAAUUGGGACCCAACGCCUUCCCUUUCACCUUCAACUUCCCCGAAAUGUCACCAAGCUCGGUAACGCUCCAGGCUAACGAUGAUGACCAGGGAAAGCCCAUGGGCGUUGAAUACUGCGUCCGCACCUAUGUAGCUGAGAGCGAGGACCAGAAGAGCCACAAGCGAAGCUCGGUUACCUUGGCGAUCAAGAAGCUUCAACACGCUCCUGCCUCCCGUGGACGACGACUUCCAAGCUCCCUUGUGAGCAAAGGCUUCACUUUCAGCAACGGAAAGAUCAGCCUGGAAGUCACAUUGGACAAGGAGAUCUACUACCAUGGCGAAAAGAUCUGCGCUAACAUCAUUGUCUCCAACAACUCCAGGAAAUCUGUUCGCAACAUCCGGUGCAUGGUUGUACAGCAUGUCGAAAUUACCAUGAUCAACUCUCAGUUCAGCCGCCACGUCGCAUCGUUGGAGAGCCGUGAGGGUUGCCCCGUUACUCCCGGAGCUAGCCUGUCCAAGAGCUUCUACCUCGUUCCCCUUGCUCGUAGCAACAAGGACAUUCGCGGAGUGGCUUUGGACGGACACCUGAAAGAGGACGACGUCAACCUUGCCAGCUCUACCCUGGUCACCGAGGGAAAAUGCCCAGCCGAUGCUAUUGGUAUUGUGGUAUCAUACUCCGUCCGCGUGAAGCUGAACUGUGGAACUCUUGGUGGCGAACUGGUCACCGACGUGCCAUUCAAGCUCCUCCACCCAGCUGAGGGAUCAACAGAGAAGCAGCGUUUCAACGCCAUGAAGAAGAUGCAGUCGAUUGAACGUCACCGCUAUGAGAACUCUCUGUACACCAACGAGGAGGAAGACAACAUUGUCUUUGAAGACUUCGCCCGCCUCAGGAUGAACGAGCCAGAAUAA
This is a messenger RNA of Pieris macdunnoughi, 1224 nucleotides long. The record is from the annotation of a GenBank genome assembly. Lineage: Eukaryota; Metazoa; Arthropoda; Insecta; Lepidoptera; Pieridae.